Messenger RNA from Cyprinodon tularosa, 1612 nucleotides. RefSeq names its product procollagen C-endopeptidase enhancer a (gene pcolcea). The transcript is spliced from 9 exons. Lineage: Eukaryota; Metazoa; Chordata; Actinopteri; Cyprinodontiformes; Cyprinodontidae. The record is from RefSeq and is a predicted model, not a curated record. Gene Ontology annotation, molecular function: protein binding. The coding region runs from base 173 to 1543 and encodes 456 amino acids.
ACCCCCUCCACCAAACUCUUUCUGAUCCCUAACCACUCAUUGAUUCUCUCCGCCUACCCUAACCGAACCCUCCUUCUCCCUCCGCCCUACUGUCCUCACCUCCUGUGUCCUGCUCCCCUUUUCUCUUUGCUGCAACAGUCUGCAUUGCUUCCUUUGCAAGAUUUGUAUCAUCAUGCGCUCGGACUGCAUGUGGGGGUUACUUUUGUUCCUGGCCCUUAGUUUGGGACAGACAAAGGCUCAGGACACCAAUUUCACCAGGCCUGUGUUCUACUGUGGAGGAGACCUGGUUGCUGAAUCAGGUUUUGUUGGCAGCGAGGGGUUCCCCGAAUUCUACAAACCGAACACCAAAUGCACCUGGCGUAUAUCUGUUCCAGAGGGUAACGUUGUCACACUCUCCUUCCGCAUCUUUGACCUGGAGGCUGAGUCACAGUGUCGCUACGACUAUCUUGAUAUUUACAAUGGACAAUCCAACUUGGUACAAAAACUGGGUCGUUUCUGCGGAACUUUCCGACCCGGCACUCAGAUAUCAACCACAAACACCAUGACGCUGGAGAUGGUGACAGAUGGAGAGACCCAGAGCAGAGGGUUUCUGGCCUAUUUCAGCGGAACAAAGCCUUAUGGAAAUGAUGAACAAUUCUGUGGGGGAAAGAUGACAAAAUCCCAGGGAGAGAUCAAGACGCCUAACUGGCCUGACAAGAAGUACCCACCAGGAACCAGCUGCUCCUGGCUCAUCACUGUGGAACCUAACAGGGUGAUCCAGGUGAAGUUUGACAAAUUUGUCCUGGAGGCUGACACCUAUUGUCGCUUUGACUAUGUUGCCUUCUUUAACGGAGGAGAGAGAGAUGAUUCUCGCCUAAUUGGAAAAUACUGCGGUGAUCAGACCCCUCAGCCCAUUAUCACCAGUGGCAACGAACUGCUGGUUCAGUUUGUGUCUGACCUCAGUGUCACAUCUGAUGGAUUCUUUGGCUACUAUAGCAGCAUCCCCCGUGGUUCUCAACCCAUGACUGUCGACUCAGGACCCAGUACAGGAGCCUCGGCGGGGCGAGUCAGACCUGCUGAAAAAGAAAAACCCGCUACAACCACGACGCAGCCACCCGCCCCAACCACCACAACAACUCCUCCAACAAAAAAACCUACACGAAAUCGAAAUAAUAAGAACGGAGGUCGUCCAAACCCACUUUGUGCCAGAGCCUGUAAAAGAGAUGGAACCAUUAAGACCAGUUUCUGCUCUAGUGAAUUUGUGAUAACUGGGAAGGUUAACUCUGUGUCUCCUGGACCACGAGGCACGGUUUCAAUUAACGUCUCCCUAAUUAAGACCUACAAAUCAGGACGCCUGACCAUCACACAGGUUGGAGAGACCAUGGCAGUGAAGCUUGUGUCACAGUGCAAGAGGUGUCCUUUGAUCAGUCGAGGUGGCAACUACAUCAUAAUGGGUCAGGUGGAUGAAGCUGGACGUGGCACUUUGGUACCUGGUGCAUUCACUGCUCAAUACAAAGCUGCGCACCACAGACUGUUGGUGAACAUCAGCAAACAACCAUGUUAAAACCCGUACUGCUGUCCUGGUCUGGAAAUUAAAUCUACAAUCUCAAUAAAAUAAGAACUCUUCAAAGUG